AUGGCUAACAAAACUGAGAGGUGUUCUAAAGAACUGGACACACCACCAUCUCUGUUUGGGGAGCUUCUGGAGAAAGUGGCAGCCAGAAGGAUACUAGAUCCAGUGUAUCACCAGUGGGAGCCACUCGUUUACUACUCACUGUCACAGGUCCUCCGGCAUAUUGACACCCUGGGAUUUGAUUCCCUCCUCUCCGAUUAUAUUGCAUUCAUCCACAGGACCAGUAACAAAAGGUGCUCUGUGUUCUACCAGGAGUACACAGACAUCUGCAUCAACACCAUCCUCUACUGGCUGUUCGCCCGUAAGGCCAGUAUACCACUCGUGCACAAACUGCUGGAGAGGACCAUCAACUAUCUGGGAGACAGCAACAACUACUUGGCACUAAUCUGCAGAUCCUUCACACCAGUGUACAAUCCAAAACCACUGAGAGGUGUGACCCCCUUACACUAUGUAGCUCAACGCAGACAGUCAGACAUUCUGAAGACCUUACUACAGUAUGGGAUACUCGAGAGGGAGCACAGACCCAUGUCCACAGUCCUCAUCAUCCUCUUCUAUCCAAUACCUGUUGCAAAAGGCAACGACCUUCAGUACACAGAAAAAGUAGAGGAGGCAAAACAAUGUCUUGUUUUAUGCAUUAGAGUGAUGCGUUGCAUACAUAUCACAAAGAUUAAGGCACAAAUCGGUAAUGGAGGGAAACCUCUCAUUUCUAACUGGUUGGAUUACAUACCCGUGGGAAGAUAUCAAGAGCCCUGUGAGCUCCUCCAACUCUGCAGAAUGUCCAUUAGAAGACACCUACUAGUCAACAGCAAGCUGCCCAGUGGGAUAUCCUCACUGCCGCUUCCCAAAUCACUUCAACAUUUCUUGAACUUGGAAAGAUAA
Messenger RNA from Mobula hypostoma (lesser devil ray), 876 nucleotides. RefSeq names its product ankyrin repeat and SOCS box protein 17-like. The coding region runs from base 1 to 876 and encodes 291 amino acids. NCBI's taxonomy places the organism in Eukaryota, Metazoa, Chordata, Chondrichthyes, Myliobatiformes, Myliobatidae. The transcript has 3 exons. Gene Ontology annotation, molecular function: protein binding. Gene Ontology annotation, biological process: intracellular signal transduction. The record is from RefSeq and is a predicted model, not a curated record.